GUUCGAAUAUAAAAGCUGUCAAGUAGGUGGUGGUUUCAUUAUCACAUUGGAGAGAGACAAAGUGUGUAGAUCCAAGCUAAGAAGAACUAGAAACUGCACUUGGUUUAAUUUUGUAUCAUUAUAGCGAAGGCCUAACUGGGUUGGGUUUUGAGUUGGACUAAAUACUUAUUGCUUUUGUGACUGACUGAGCAUAUAUAUAUAUACAUAUAUAAAGAGAGAGAAAGGAAGUGGAACUAAAAUCAUCAGAAACAGAGUUUAAACCAUCAGAAAUGGAAGUAAAACCAUUAGAAGUGGAAUUAAAACUAUCAGAAGUGGAAUUUAAACCAUCAGAAGUGGAAUUUAAACCAUCAGAAGUGGAAUUAAAACCAUCAGAAGUGGAAGUAAAACCAUCAGAAAUGGAAUUAAAACCAUCAGAAGUGGAAGUAAAACCAUCAGAAAUGGAAUUAGAACCAUCAGAAACGGAAUUUAAACCAUCAGAAGUGGAAGUAAAACCAUCAGAAAUGGGAUUAAAACCAUCAGAAGUGGAAUUAAAACCAUCAGAAAUGGAAUUAAAACCAUCAGAAACGGAAUUUAACCCAUCAGAAGUGGAAUUAGAACCAUCAGAAGUGGAAUUAAAACCAUCAGAAGUGGAAUUAAAACCAUCAAAAACGGAAUUUAAACCAUCAGAAAUGGAAGUAAAACCAUCAGAAACGGAAGUAAAACCAUCAAAAACGGAAUUUAAACCAUCAGAAAUGGAAGUAAAACCAUCAAAAACGGAAUUUAAACCAUCAGAAAUGGAAGUAAAACCAUCAGAAAUGGAAGUAAAACCAUCAAAAACAGAAUUUAAACCAUCAGAAAUGGAAGUAAAACCAUCAGAAGUGGAAUUAAAACCAUCAAAAACGGAAUUUAAACCAUCAGAAGUGGAAUUAAAACCAUCAGAAGUGGAAUUAGAACCAUCAGAAGUGGAAUUAGAACCAUCAGAAAUGGAAGUAAAACCAUCAGAAGUGGAAGUAAAACCAUCAGAAGUGGAAUUUAAACCAUCAGAAGUGGAAUUAGAACCAUCAGAAAUGGAAGUAAAACCAUCAGAAGUGGAAUUAGAACCAUCAGAAAUGGAAGUAAAAUUAUCUGAAAUGACACGAAUGCCAUCAAGUAUGGAACUAAAACCAUCAGAAAUUCGGUUUUCACAAAGUUCCAUUCGACGAAAGUUUUACCGUGGUGCUAGUCUUGAGGACACAGUGAAAGCUAUAAGGGCCGGUAGAAAAAGUAUCGGAGACUUUCCAACCAUAACUGUCGCACUACACGAAGGAAACUAUUACUCCCUUGAUAACAGGAGACUUUGGGUAUUUAAAAGGCUCGAAGAUAGAGGAUACUGUUCGAAAAUAAAAGUCAACGUGUCAAGAGUUAAUUUAGAGAGACAUCGCAAAUUCACCACAACCAACGGAGGAACAAGCAUCAGAAUAAUCUGAAGAAAAAAAAAAUGACAUUCACCCUCUUUCUCAGCCUAAUUUCUUUAUGUCAGUGUGUGGGUAAACGAUUUCGUCUUAACACAAUCCCCAAAGACUGCCAACUAUAAAAACACACUCUCCAAAUUUAUAAGGCAUUUUUUGCAUACAUGAUGAAUUCAAUAUAAUUUUAGAAAAUUGAACACUAG
Molecule: messenger RNA, 1630 nt
Organism: Octopus sinensis (East Asian common octopus)
Lineage: Eukaryota; Metazoa; Mollusca; Cephalopoda; Octopoda; Octopodidae
Product: protein P200-like
Exons: 1
Coding region: 270-1445 (391 amino acids)
Source: RefSeq, a predicted model, not a curated record